Messenger RNA from Sugiyamaella lignohabitans, 2646 nucleotides. RefSeq names its product Emw1p (gene EMW1). Gene Ontology annotation, molecular function: protein binding. Bases 1 to 2646 code for a protein of 881 amino acids. The record is from RefSeq and is a predicted model, not a curated record. The transcript has a single exon. Lineage: Eukaryota; Fungi; Ascomycota; Dipodascomycetes; Dipodascales; Trichomonascaceae.
AUGUCGGUCAGCCAAACUCUUUCAGAAUUGCUUGUACUGGAGGGUAUAUCAGAGACAGAGCAUGGGGUUACAAAAUUAGCUUCAGGAAUUGUCAACGGCGAACUAACUCAUGUAUUGAAUCAGAUUAUUACUAAGAAGAACAUAUCUUGGGGCUCUACUACUGGUAUAGAGUAUGUGGAAGAAACAAAGCAGAAAGUUAGAGACAGUGAUCAGAAUGAAGAAAGUUAUUUGGACUUCCUAUUAUUAGCUAUUUCCGCGCUCCAAUUGUAUAUUCAAUCGAAUGUAACAGGACCUCCAGUACCUAUGGACGAUCUCAAGCUUACCAUAUCCAAGAAUGUUUUAGAAAGUGUUGACGACAAAAAUACAAAAGGCUUCUUCAAGUCUUGUGUGGCAAGCCUGGCUUCAGAUGGUGAGCCCGCAUUUGCGUUGAUGAGCUACCCACACCUGCUGUUGUUAUCACUAGCUCUGCUAUCAGAGCUGAAGGAUUCAAAGUAUAAAUAUUGGGCUUUCUCAAGUUGGUGGUACUCCCGUGCACUUCUAAUUCACCAAUCAGUCAUUGAUUAUCCAACUGCCAGUAUACAUGAUGCUGUCAAUGCCGGUCUCAAUAAAGAUACUCUUCGUGAAAUUUUGGAAAUGUUAAAAACAGAUGGCAUGAACCUAGAUGACGAAGCAUCAAAUAGCUUAGUAAGAAGUUUGCAGGUUCGGUUUUACGUAGAACUUGCUCGCGCUCAGAUUGUUUAUGGACAUGAGUCGGUGGCCAAUGAGUAUAUUGAAAAGGCCAAGGAAGCAUCGAGAUUAGAAUUCGUCUUAACUGGUGUGAGUGCUCGGCGAACGAAGUUUCAGCAACAUGACACAUCACAGCUUGUACUUUUAGCUAAGAGUUUUGAAGAAAAGGUCGUGGUUAGUGAUAACAGUGACAUUGAGAGAGGAUUAAACUUGAACUCGGACCUCCUGCUAGAAAGGCCACAUUAUAAGGGCCUCGAUGAUGAAACCAAAAGCAAUUUACCUCCACAAUUACAGUUAUUAGAUCCCAAUAACCAACCUGCUUUAAACGAUGUUGAUACAGCAAUUAUCUUGUUACAUGUCCGAUCAGUUGUUUCAAGCACUCCCCAUAAAGACAUUCUUAUUCAAGAAGAAUUGCUGGCUACAGUUAACAGAAUCAUUGAAGCCCCUAAAUCAUCGGUCAACUGGACAUUAUUCAGUAGUGCGCUAUGGAAUCGAUCUCUAUUGGAGGCUGACUCUGUCAAGACCGUUGAAAGAGGAACCUUACAAAUGCAAAGUCUAGUUGAAGAGCUCGGCCAGAGCAACAAUACCUAUAUUCCAAAACGCAGUGAUAAUAACUCAGAAGACCCUGAAAGUGUAAGUGCAAAAGGGAUUGCUCGCAGAUUACGAUAUACGCAUCAGCUUGUCCCAUUGCCAAAAUGGUCUAUGGAUACUGCUCUGGCUGAAAAGUUUAUGUCUCUUGGCGCUCUUAAAUCCGCCAUUGAAGUUUAUGAACGAUUACAGCUCUGGGGUGAGGCCGCACUUUGUUAUGCUGCUGUUGGACAAGAAGAUGAAGGCAUCAAGAUUUUAAAGCAGCAUUUAGAAAGGAAUCCUGAUGAUUAUAGAGGCGUUUCAAUUCUUGGUGACAUUACUCUGGACCCCAGUCUUUGGGAAAAGGCUUGGGAAAUGGGUAAGUAUGCCCCAUCGAAAAGAUCUUUGGGUCAAUUUUAUUACAACCCCCCACGAUCUACGGGGGUUGAACGCAAUCUGGAUCUGUCUAUCCGCCAUCUUCAUGACUCUUUGCAAGUCAAUCCGUUAAAUCUGUCUGCUUGGUUUCUUUAUGGAUGCGCUGGUUUAGAAACGAGCCAAUGGGAGCUCGCUGCCGAAGCAUUUACUAGAUGUGUGGCUAUUGAGGACGACAAUCCAAAAAACUGGAGUAAUUUAGCAACUGCUUUGUUAAGGCUAGAUAAAAAGCAGGAAGCGUUCAAUGCUCUUAAACGGGCUUCUAGAACUGCUACCGAAAAACAAGAUUGGCGAAUUUGGAGCAAUUUCAUAACUGUUGCCGGUGAACUACGCCAAUGGAGUGAUGUCCUUCAGGGUGUUAAACAAUUGAUUCUUUUAAGAUCGGAGAAAGAGGGUGAAAAAUGCCUUGAAAUUGAUUUGUUGGAGGAUUUAGUUCAAGUCCUAAUUGCUGAUGAAAGGGUGGUUAUGGAUGGUGACGCUACUGAUUCAAGCCAACUUCAGUCAAGAGCAAACUACUUUUUCCAGAAGAGUUGUAUUGAUUUAUUUAUUAAAAUCAUUCCCCCUCUUAUUACAGCUGACCCCAGGCUAUGGAAACUAAUAUCAAAGGUUCAUAUUUGGCUUCGUCAGCCGUGGGCGGCAUUAGAAGACUUCGAGAAAGGAUUCCGUAUCUAUACGCAUAGUCCUCUCAUUGAGUCUGAUGAACAGGUUUGGAAUGAGGCUGUUGACUUUUGCUCGGAUCUUGUAGAUGCAUACACAAAUUUCGGCCCCAUGGAGGGCAAAUACGGUGAAGGUUCGUUUGUUAGUAAAGAUUGGAAGUUCAAGGCUCGUUCCUGCAUACGACUUUUGAUGGGUAAAGGGAAGAAUUUCUGGGAAGACUCUGAAGGAUGGCAGCGAUUGCAGCAGAUUAAAGAGGAUCUGUAA